ACGUGUUGUUUGUGUUUGACUUCAAACAUCUUAAUUGUGUCAUCAAAUCCAUGUUAUUUUAGAUUGUUUUUAAUUCUCCAUUGUUGUACAAUUAACGAGUUGUAUUUAUUAAGGUAUUGGUCCAUUCAAUUAAAGUGUUUUUCUAUUGUUUUUCUCUUGUUGGUUGUAACAAGAAGCGAUUAAUAUGAAUCGAUUUUUGGGUUUCUCUGGUUGUGUCUUGGUUGUCUUUCUGUUGAUUUGUCAAACAAGCUGUUCAGCUCCUGUUGAGGCUGAUAAAAAACCCGAAGACAGUGAUUUCGGUAAAGACCCUGAUUCGGCCAUCAACGAUUUAGGCCUUGAGUACGGAAGAUAUUUACAAGAAGUUGUAGCGGCUUUGGAGGAAGACAAAGAGUUUGCCAAGAAAUUGGAAAAUGUCUCAGCUGAUCAUAUUAAAUCAGGAGCAAUUGCGUCUGAACUCAAUCUUGUCAAUCACAACAUUCGAAAUAAACUGGAUGAGCUGAAACGAAUUGAGAUUGAAAGAUUAAGAAAAUUGACAAAAUUAGAACAUGAUUAUAAAGAAUUUGGUGCCCAAGCCAAUGAUGGUCGAAGAUGGAGAACUUUAGGUUCUACUGGAAACGCAAAACUGGACAAACAAUUACAACAAUUCGAACAUUUGAAUCAUAAAAAUCCGAACUCUUUUGAGGUUGAAGAUUUACAUAAACUAAUUAUAAAGGCUACUAGAGACUUGGAGGUUUUGGAUAAAAAACGUCGAGAAGAGUUUAAAAGAUAUGAAAUGGAGAAAGAAUAUCAAUACAGAGAAGGCCUAAAGAAUAUGACAGAAGAAGAAAGGAAAGAAGCAGUCAAGAAACACGACGAACUUAAUCAGAAACACAAAGAACACCCUCGAGUCCAUCAUCCAGGAAGUAAACAACAAUUGGAGGAAGUUUGGGAAGAACAAGAUCAUAUGCCGAAAGAAGAGUUUAAUCCAAAAACUUUCUUCGCCUUGCACGAUGUUAAUGGCGAUGGUUAUCUGGACCCAGAGGAAGUGGAAGCUCUACUUUCAUUAGAGAUUAAAAAAAUGUAUGAUCCAAAUAAUCCUGAAGAUGAUCCCAAUGAAAUGGAAGAGGAAUAUCACCGAAUGAGGGAACAUGUUUAUAAAGAAGCAGAUAAAAACAAAGAUGGGCUAAUUAGUCAAAAAGAGUUUAUUGAAUUGACUCAAAAAGCGGAAUUCGAGCGAGAUGAAGGCUGGAAGGGAAUCGAUGAGCAACCAAUGUUCAAUGAGGACGAAUUACGUCAAUAUGAACAUCGAAGACAAGAGCUUCUUGCUCAACAAUAUGGAUAUUAUAUGCCACCAUACCAACCUUAUGGUCAUCAUCCGUCACAACAACAACCUGGACAUUACCAAGGACAAGGUAUGGGUCAUCCUCCUCAACCACCCCAACAGCAUUUUGGUAACGUACCACCUUAUCAAGUAGCUCAAGCUCACCCUGGUUAUGCACAACAACAACAACAACAACAACAACCUCAUGCUUAUCAACCACCACCACAAUUUGCUGUUCAUCCUGGAGCACAACACUCUAAUCAAUAUCAACAAGGAUAUCCUAACAAUCAACAACAAAAUCAGUAUCAACCUCCUCCACCUCCACCACCUCAACAACAACACCAACCUUACCAAGCACCAAAUCAAAUGCAGAAUCAACACUUUGGUGUUGCUCCACAAGCUAAUUUACCUCCUCAACCUUCAGGUAUGGCUAAUCAAGGAGGUCCACAACAAAUCAAUCACCAAGCUAAUUUAGCCCAACAAGCUAAUACAUUUGGACAACCCAAUCAAUUCAAUUCAGGCCAACAACAACAACAACAACAACAACAACAACGACAAGUCAACGUCCCAAUGUCUUCUGGUCAGGGUGUCCAACAACAACAACAACAAAUACAUUCUGCUAUACCUAAUCAGGUUCAUAGUUCAUUAAAUACUAAUCAAGGAUCUGUAAAUGUCAAUUCCAAUUCUCAACAACAACCAAACCCUAGUUCUUUCAAUCUUCCACCACAACCAACAAUUCAUAAAUCAUGAUCUUCUUUGGUUAAUUAAUUUUUGUGUCCAUUCUAAUGCUUUUAUGUUGUUACAUUUAUUCACUUCUAUUAUUAUCAUCGGAUGAGAUUAUUAAUACAAGACAGAAUAAUAAGAGAUCUUAUUUUUGUUAUCGAAAAAUUCUGAUAAAGAAGCAAGAAAAACAAUUCCAAUUAUUAACGAAAAUAAAUUGUAAACAUAUGAAUAUUAUUGAAUGUUUGAUUAUUAUAAUCAUCGUUUUAAUUAAUUUUUUCUUCACAAUCAUUCUGCCUUCACCGAAUCUCCAUUAUAAAUGUUUCCUUUUUGUACCUUGUUAAACAAAAUUAAAAUGCCGUUGCAAUCAAAUCAGUUCUAAUCGAACACAUCUAAAUAUUAAUACAAUUAAGAAAAUGUA
This is a messenger RNA of Panonychus citri (citrus red mite), 2441 nucleotides long. RefSeq names its product nucleobindin-2-like. Gene Ontology annotation, molecular function: calcium ion binding. The record is from RefSeq and is a predicted model, not a curated record. The transcript has 5 exons. The coding region runs from base 185 to 2050 and encodes 621 amino acids. Lineage: Eukaryota; Metazoa; Arthropoda; Arachnida; Trombidiformes; Tetranychidae. Gene Ontology annotation, cellular component: endoplasmic reticulum-Golgi intermediate compartment; extracellular exosome.